AUGGAUGGCCCGCCGCCCCCGCCGCCUCAUGGCGACAAGCCAAACACCACCGAAGGCGAGUACCGCAAAUCAUCAGACCUACCUCCCGGCAACUACGACAUCUUCAUCGUGCCACCUCACUCCGCCGGUUCCGGUUUCCUCUACCUCCCAUCCCUACAAUGCCACCGCAACAGCUUCCUUGCUGGCGCCGCAAGCACACUGUUCGUCGUCCUGCUGUGGACCACCCUUGCACCUAUUUUCAGGGCUUGGUACACUGCCACUGUCACCACCGGUGGCGGCAUGGGCAUGGUGCUGCUUGCACUUGGAGUCGGCGUGGCCGGAUGGGCUGUUGGCGCAUCGCAAUCCGACAGCUUUAAUGGCAACAACAGUAAUGGACACUCGGGUGGCGCGGGAGGGUCGAAUGCACAAAAUAACCGGCCUGGCGCCAAUUUCUUCAAAGGCAAAUUUGGCAACGGGGCAGGACAGCAGCAACAGGGAGGAGACUUUGGUGGGAAGUCAACCCGUGGCAAUCAACAAUAUGCUGGCAACCAGCAUGGAGCUAAUAACACCGAAUGGGAGCGGGCACGGGAUGAGACGAAGCGCAAAGAGGAACUGCGGCGAAAGAUGGAGGAAUUUAAGAAAAAGCGCGAGGCAGAUGCCAAGGAGAAAGAGAAGCAGAAAGAGCGCGAAGCGAUGGAGAAGGAAUUAAAGGAGCGUCGCGAACAGCUGGAGAAGGAGGUGGCCGCCGCCAAGGAGAAAGCAGAAAAGGAAGCGCGGGAGAAGAUGGAAAAGGAGGCGGCCGAGGCCCGUGAGAAGCAAGCCAAGACUGAAGCGGAAGCAAAGGAAAAGGCUGAAAAGGAAGCGGCUGAGAAAGCAGCUGCAGCAAAAGCCCAGGCCCAGAAGGAGGCCAUGGCCCGGUUUGCAGCUCUGAAAGAGGCGGCAACCAAGAAGUAUGCUGAGAGAAAAGCGCAAGACGGAAAGGCGUCCAGUCAACCGGGCAGCGCACCUCGGACACCCUCACCCAAGAAACCGCCGUUCCCGACAGCUCGCACGGCUACGGAGGAAGAUGAUGCAUACUCCUUUCGGCCAUAUGACCGCCCACGCCGGCCGUAUGCGGCUGCUUCCUCGGUGUACUCCGAGUCAUCGUACUCGCCAUCUCAGUCGACCGCACGCACAACGCCACCGCCAUCUCAUCGCGGGCCGUAUACGACUAAAGACCCCGACAAGAUUGUCAUUCAGGGAGUGUAUCAAUUCACCAAUGCCUUCAUGAAGACCCCAGUUGCACAGCUGGUGUCUGGCCAGGGCAUGGUGACCGACGGGCUGGUGCUGCGCAUGACGACAGAGGGGCUGUUUAUUGAUGACGACCUGCGUGGAGUCGGGCAGCGCGAAUGGGAUGUCAAGGCAUGGACUCUGAAGCUGGCCGAGGUCUGGUGUGCGCAGACGAAUGCGACCACCCCAGCCAAUGCCAAAUCUGGAUCCAGCAACCCCUUCUCCUUUGGCCGCAAGGGCAACGCACACUCCGUACCCACGAGCGAAGAAUCCGAUGCGUAUCUGGCGGGGUUGCUCAAGGUUUGUAAGAACAGCUGCCGUCAAGCUUCCCCCAGCGCAGCCUUCGCCCGUAGCGCCACGGCCAGUGGAUUCAACGAAGGCGGACCCGUACACCCUCCGCAAUCUGAAUUCCGCGGUCUGCAUGUCCUCCGUGCCAGUCUCCGCGAUCAAGAGGGCAAGCGAUAUGUCUUCGUGAUCUCUGAUACCGAGGCCUGGAAAAUCGCUAUUGGCCUGCAGCGUCUGCGCAGCGGUAGUCAAGUCCGCGCGAUGGGAGUGUCUGCUUUACCAUUGCCCGAGUGUAAGAGUGUCCUCACCGGACUCGGCUAUCUUUGA
Molecule: messenger RNA, 1860 nt
Organism: Penicillium lagena
Lineage: Eukaryota; Fungi; Ascomycota; Eurotiomycetes; Eurotiales; Aspergillaceae
Exons: 1
Coding region: 1-1860 (619 amino acids)
Biological process (GO): chromatin remodeling
Cellular component (GO): Swr1 complex
Molecular function (GO): ATP-dependent H2AZ histone chaperone activity
Source: RefSeq, a predicted model, not a curated record